Messenger RNA from Scleropages formosus (Asian bonytongue), 2321 nucleotides. RefSeq names its product transcription factor PU.1-like. Gene Ontology annotation, molecular function: sequence-specific DNA binding; DNA-binding transcription factor activity, RNA polymerase II-specific. Gene Ontology annotation, cellular component: nucleus. Gene Ontology annotation, biological process: cell differentiation; regulation of transcription by RNA polymerase II. Lineage: Eukaryota; Metazoa; Chordata; Actinopteri; Osteoglossiformes; Osteoglossidae. The record is from RefSeq and is a predicted model, not a curated record. Bases 1082 to 1894 code for a protein of 270 amino acids. The transcript has 5 exons.
GUCUUCUACACUUUCUUGCAAUCAUUGUUACUAGGCUUUAUCUGUGAAUGUGAAACGUGCCUAAGUGUUUUCAAUGGUUUUACCAGGAUCCAACUGUCAUUAAAAAAGAAAUUAUUGUCAGGCAGGACAAAAUAAACAGAACUUUUAUUAUACCUUCAACAUCUGCUGAUAGUUCAUCUUUUUCUUUUAUCCUGUGAAAUACAGGUCCCCCUCAAUUCAAUUUACUUCCUAAAAAUUAAUGUCACAAAGCCAGGCUUUGAUUAGAAACGGGAACAACCCAUUCUCAUAACUUCACUUUUGGUUUACAGUAAGUUAUUUCGUGUUUUAAGCAUUGCAGCAGACAUAACAGCUGCCAUGGCUUUUCAUUUGUGUGUGAAACAUGCUGGACAUUCUAUUAAAGCUAUUUGAUAGCAUCAGGCAAAAUGUAUAAAGCUUUCUCAGGCCAAACAUGCGCAAUAUGCACUGACAUAUUGUCUCAAAAUACAAUUUGAAACUGACAGAAGAACGGAUGAAACUUUAACCACAACUUCACGCUUAAAUAGUCCUUCAGCAACUGGCCAUAUGCAGAGCUUAGCUGUGCUCUUAGAACAGCAGCGAAGUCAGCUGUGAUCUCUCCGCUGAACAUUUCACACUCUUUAGCAGCUUUCAGGAUACUGAGUAUGUUCAUUUUCAUGCAAGCCCUCAGACCCAGGCCCAGUGAAGGCUGCAUCAUUAAUAUUAUGAGUCUGUGAUUGGCCAGUGCUCAGGUGACACAAUGCAACCCGGAUAUAUCUUUAGAGUCAUAUGCCCUUCUGACCAGCAGCCCACAAUCAGGAACUAUCAGCACACACAGAUAUAAAAAAGAAGUCAAUGGUCUUUCCCCAACAGUGAGAGUGUAUUCAUAGUACAUACAUUGUCACAGAUGGUUUGUUAAACACACAACGGGCACCCCAGUGAAUGCUUUGUUUUGGGGCUAAGUAGGAGCAGUAACACUGGUGUAAAGAGAGGACAUUUCCUUCGUUAUGCAAUGGCUUCGGUGAAGUUUUGAAAGAGAGCUGGCAAGUCUUCCCUGAAGAAAGGAGCAUCUGGCUGAGAUCUGUUCAUGCAACACAGCAGCAGGAUGGAGAGGUUCCUUAUCUCACCUCCAUCAGAUGAAAUGAUAGCUUACGAUCCAGACAUGUAUCGAAUGCCAAUGGAGUAUCCUCCAUAUCUCAGCAGUGACGGAGAAAGUCACGGAGAUCACGGAUGGGAUUACUACAACCAUGCCAUUCACACUGCAGACUUUGAGAACCUUCAGGAAAGCCACUUCACAGAGCUCCAGAAUGUCCCUGCCCUUCACCUCACUGGCCUCCAUCGGAUUGGGGACUUGGAGCCUCUGCAUCCCCUGGACUCAGGGAUUAAUGGGCAUCACCUGACCAUGCCUCCGCAGAUCCCAUACUUGCCCCACCCUCUUUGUUUUCCCAACCCCUCCUCUGCAGAGCGCAGCUCUGACGAGGAAGAGCAUGGGACACGAAGCCCCCCCCUUGAGGUGUCCGAAGGAGAGGAGGACUUCGGGGAUCACCACCCCUGUCCCUCUGCCAUGGAGGCUGGAAACAAGAAGAAGAUACGCUUGUACCAAUUCCUGCUAGACCUUCUCCGGAAUGGAGACAUGAAGGACAGCAUCUGGUGGGUGGACAAGGACAAAGGCACCUUUCAGUUCUCCUCUAAGCACAAAGAGGCCCUGGCCAACCGUUGGGGCAUGCAGAAAGGGAACCGCAAGACGAUGACCUACCAGAAGAUGGCCCGGGCACUGCGGAACUACGGAAAGACGGGGGAGGUGAAGAAGGUGAAGAAGAAGCUAACGUACCAGUUCAGUGGAGAGGUGAUGGGGAGAAGUGUUGGGCCUGCAGAGAGGAAGGUGUACCCAUUAUCAUAGUGUUGCAAAAAGUGAUAAAUCACUAGAAAAAAACACAGCUGGAGGAAAUCAUUUUUAAACAACUGUUCCUAUGGGAUGAAAAGACUUGGUGUGCCACACAUAGUGGAAUGUUCUAUUCUGCUGUUGUUUGGUAGAAGAAUAACAGUUCUGGCCUUGUUGUAUAUGUUAUGAUGAGUAGCAUUAAUAUGUUUCAUGUUGCGUAAUGUCUUUCAUGGAGCUUGCAGUUCUUGUGAGAGUCUAAUGCAAAGGCACAAGUCACACAAUGUGCUAUUGUUCUCAUAAAAGAGAAGUGAAAAUACAUGAACUAGCAAUGCAAAGUUUUGGGGGGAAAAACUUCUUGGCCAUUCAAGGCUAAUACUGUACUUUUAUUACUGGGUGUUUAAUUUUAACUUUGAGGUCAUUUAGUCAGAUAAGCAAUAUUUAUUGA